This is a messenger RNA of Nothobranchius furzeri (turquoise killifish), 2219 nucleotides long. The record is from RefSeq and is a predicted model, not a curated record. Lineage: Eukaryota; Metazoa; Chordata; Actinopteri; Cyprinodontiformes; Nothobranchiidae.
UUUCAUUCAAUGUAACAAUUUGUAAGUGGUUACUUUUAAUAAACUGUCAAUAGAAUAUGAAGAUAUUCAAUAAAAUGUAACAUUCCUCAAAAUAUGGAUUAUCAAUAUUAUUGAGCCUUUAAUAUUCCAUUGAUGUUGAAACUAAGUACUUCGGUUUAUCCAGAGAAACAACACUUUAUAGUAAUUUUACACAGAGACAAAAAACAGUUGAUAAAAUACAUUUAUUACUAUGCUUCUACUGCUAGGACGCAGUACAAAUGAUUAUGCGUGAUGAGUCAACCGAACGUUUCAUGUCGUUUCUCUGAUGGAGUUUUGCAAAGAAAAGGAAGGUUCCUCACGCGGUGCAGACCAGUUGGCCUAACUGGACAGCACGAGAGCUGAAUAUUUGAGGAAGUUCUCUUUUUAUAAAACUAGUUGUUUACAAUUUUAGACUAACCAGAAUCUAGAACGCGUAACAGUGGGCGUUAUCAAAAUCCCUCAGACAUCACCUCCUUCCACAAACACUUAGAGAAGGCUCAAAUGUGAAGUAAACCUCUUAAACAGUCAUUUAUAAGUAUAGUAACAUUAAUAUGUGAAUAUACUGAUUAUAAACCAUGGUUAAAUUCAACACGUAGAGUCAUUUAAGAUCUGGAAUAAAGCAAUAAACAAAUAUGGUGAUUCAUUCAUUACUGUGAAGCUGUCAGGGCAUUAUUAAAUCACGUUAAACAGAAUCUGAUUGUAAAUAAAUUGUAAAGUUAGGAAAUCAUUUUAUGACACAAAAUAAUAUGUUUUAUUAAAAGUGAGUUAGAUAAAAGUCUUGUCUCCUGUAAGAGGACAUUAGCCCGAUGGGUCAGAAGAUAUUCCAUUAUCGAUUAUCAUGGUCGGUGUCCCACUGGUGAAGCAGGCCGUUACAUUACUGAUGCUCUCCACUUCCUGUUCUCUCCUCUCCUGCAGCGUUAGAUGGUCGCACCUGGAUCAGGAUCGUCCUCCAUCGUUCAGAAGGUGUAGGGUUUCAGCACAGUGGACAGCUCCGGAGUCGCCUCCUCCCGGUUUCCGGUGCCUCCGCUUGAGAGCCCUCCCCCUCCCGCGGGUUCCCUGCUGCUUUGUCGCGGACCGCCGGAGUUCAGGCCCGAACAGCAACAGCUGGUCCAACAACAUCUGGACUUCUAAUUCGGAUAGAGUUGGUUGGGCCCUCUGGUGGAACACCAGCAUCUGGAAUCAGCAGGACUCUUCUCUUCUCUGGGUUUGUCACCGAAUCGGAUCGGAACCAUCUUUGGACUCUUGGUUGAAGCUUCGCUGCAACUCCAGUCUCCGGACCCAGCAGCAUGUUGGAUCCGUCUUCCAGCGAGGAUGAAGGAGGUGAGAUGGUGGAGCUCAAAGAGGUGACGGUCCCCAAGAACCCCGGAGGGGCACGGCCGACACCGGGCCGAACCGCCAACAGCCGCGGCGGCGGAAGGCUUCAGCCCCGGGGACACAGCAGACCUUCCAGCCCCAGCCCGUCGGUGGGCAGCGACAAGGAGAAGGAGGACCUGGAGAAGAUGCAGCGAGAGGAGGAGGAGAAGAAGAAGAGACUCCAGCUGUACGUGUUCGUGAUGCGCUGCAUCGCGUAUCCGUUUAACGCGAAGCAGCCAACCGACAUGGCCCGGAGGCAGCAGAAGAUAAGUAAGCUGCAGCUGCAGAUGGUCAAAGAUCGUUUCCAGGCAUUCCUCAGUGGAGAAACUCAGAUUGUUGCUGAUGAGGCUUUCAUCAAUGCUGUCCAGAGCUACCAUGAAGUCUUCCUGAAAAGUGACAGAGUCUCCCGGAUGGUGCAGAGUGGUGGCUUCUCGACCAGCGACUCUCGUGAGGUUUUUAAGAAGCACAUUGAAAAGCGUGUGCGCAGCCUGCCUGAGAUUGAUGGCCUCAGCAAAGAAACAGUCUUGAGCUCCUGGCUAGCUAAAUUUGACACUAUUUAUCGAGGUGAAGAAGACCCAAGAAAGCACCAACAGAGGAUGACGGCAAGUGCUGCUUCUGAGCUCAUCCUCAGCAAGGACCAACUAUAUGAAAUGUUCCAGCAGAUCUUGGGGAUAAGGAAGUUUGAACACCAGCUUCUCUAUAAUGCAUGUCAGGUCAGUCCUGUCACCUAUAUGACAUCUCUAAUAUUUUUCCCAAUCAUUGUCAAAUGAGGUUAACGUAUUGAAAGAUUUAGAAGCAAAAAGCAGCAACAAGGAAAUAAAGCACAAAAAGUAGUUGAAGAACAGAGC